Rubroshorea leprosula is the source of this 1108-nucleotide messenger RNA. NCBI's taxonomy places the organism in Eukaryota, Viridiplantae, Streptophyta, Magnoliopsida, Malvales, Dipterocarpaceae. The record is from the annotation of a GenBank genome assembly.
CACCUUCGCAGAACCUCAGAGUUCCAAUGAAAAUCCAGAACCUGGAUCGCUUUAUCUAAACAGAGGAGGAAAAACCCAGAACCAAAAGAUUGUUUCUUUAUCUUCCUCUUCAUUGAAAAUGGCAACUUUAACUCUCCCUAAGCACACUGUUCCUUUUCUACUUCCACCUCAUACCCCCAGGACCAAUUCUCCUUCUCAUACUCUCUCAAUUCCUUCCAAAUCAUCACAUUCUCAGUUUUAUGGCCUCAAGUUUUCUUAUUCUUCAUCUGAGUCCAUUCCAUUUUCUUCAAGUUUGAAAUUUUCCAUUUCUGCUAAGGUGAAUAAAGGUAAUGUUCCCCCAGCAUUCACAUUGAAAGAUCAGGAUGGAAGGAAUGUGAGCCUGAACAAGUUCAAAGGGAAGCCUGUGGUCGUGUAUUUCUACCCUGCUGAUGAAACCCCGGGGUGCACAAAACAGGCCUGUGCUUUCAGGGAUUCUUAUGAGAAAUUUAAGAAAGCAGGAGCUGAAGUUGUUGGGAUAAGUGGUGAUGAUCCAUCAUCACACAAGGCAUUUGCAAAAAAAUACAGGCUUCCCUUUACAUUGCUGAGUGAUGAGGGCAAUAAGAUCAGGAAAGAAUGGGGGGUGCCUGCAGACUUUUUUGGAUCUUUGCCUGGGAGACAAACUUAUGUUCUUGACAAGAAUGGAGUGGUUCAACUCAUCUACAACAACCAGUUCCAGCCUGAGAAGCAUAUUGAUGAGACCUUGAAACUACUUCAAAGUCUUUAAACUGCUGUAAAGAUUGUCUUGUAUCUUCCUCCACCACUUACACUUGUUUUCUUGGUACUAGACAGAAUGGAGAGACUUUGGGAGUCUUUGCUUGUCUGGAAAACAAGAAGAAGAAUGAAGUGAUUCAGGAUAAUUACGAAACUAUUUCAAAUUAUUUAAAUUGCUGUAGUGAUUUUCUUUUCUUUGUGAUUUGAUUUAGACUAUCAAGUUGUAGGACUAUUCUGUAUUCAGGAUAAUUCAAUUUGGAUCUUUGCAACUUUGUGAAAUCUAUCAACUCUUCUUAUAAGGUUUUGAACGUACUCCACUGUUAUGAUUGAAAGGAACUAAUUAACUUCAACAUCUUAC